Molecule: messenger RNA, 876 nt
Organism: Kockovaella imperatae
Lineage: Eukaryota; Fungi; Basidiomycota; Tremellomycetes; Tremellales; Cuniculitremaceae
Product: actin lateral binding protein
Exons: 8
Coding region: 199-684 (161 amino acids)
Source: RefSeq, a predicted model, not a curated record
AAAUAAUAAUCCUCAUCACCCUCUCCCCACGCGUGGUGCGUGUCCGCGUCAGUUGCUCAACGGAUGGAUAGUCUGCCUUGAUCUCCAUCAAUCGUGGAUUUGAUUUGUUGUUGUGAUCCCUUUUCAUCUACAGCUUCGGAGACUUUCAUUCACUGUAUAGAUAGUCAAGAGGGGGGACCGUAUCAUACACCUGGCAUCAUGGACAAGAUCAAAGAGAGACUCGCCGCGCAAAACGCAAAGAUUGAUGCUCUGGAAGAGCGAGCAGAAGCUGCCGAGAAGGAGUUGAAGAAGCGAGACCAAGUGAUCCUUGAAAAAGAUCAAGAGAUCUCUUCCCUCCAACAUAAAUUAUCCGUCGCUGAAGACAAUAUUGAAAAGGCCGAAGGCAAAGUUAAGGACCUUAAAGCCGCAGCGGAAGAAGGCGACACUCACAAGACUACUGGAGAGAACCUCGCCAGAAAGGUUCAGCUCCUUGAGGAAGAGCUUGAUAAGGCCGAAAAGGAUCUUAAAGAGACUACCGAGAAACUGCGUCAGGUCGACGUCAAAGCUGAACACUUUGAACGUCAAGUACAACGUGCAGAGCAAGAGAGAGACGAAUGGGAGCGUAAACACGGAGAAGCAGUCGAGAAAUACCAGCAAUCCAAACGGGAGCUCGACGAAGUCGUCCAACAGAUGGAAAGCUUGUAAUCCAACCUACUCUGCCCUGUCUCCGUCUCGUCUCCUGCAUCAUACAUUUGGCUCUCAUGUUCCCUCCCUUCCACACUGGCUGCUCCCCCUUACUGCAAUGAUGAAAUGAAUGACCCAAGUUCAAACAACCGCUGCUAUUCUGAUGAGGCGGAUGAACACGAUAUCGUACAUGUUUGGCUACAAGAUGACACC